CUGGACUUUUCAGGAGCGAACGGAUUGGCGAAUCCACGCGAUUUUGAAACGCCCGUAGCAUGGUUUGAGGACGUUGAUUUACCCUUCGAGAUUUACAACAAAUAUCAGGGAUCAUUCUUCGUUGCAGAACAGGAUCACUCUCCGUUCGAUGUGGUUGGAUGGCAUGGUAACUACGCUCCGUACAAAUACGAUCUGCGCAAGUUCAACGUCAUUAACACCGUCUCAUUCGAUCAUUGCGAUCCGUCGAUUUUCACAGUGCUCACGGCGCCGUCAACAAAACCCGGCACAGCAAUCGCGGAUUUCGUGAUUUUCCCUCCAAGAUGGGGCGUCGCUGAGGACACUUUCAGACCUCCUUACUACCACAGUAAGUGUAUUUCGCCUCCUUAUUCUCCUUGA
Molecule: messenger RNA, 396 nt
Organism: Cooperia oncophora
Lineage: Eukaryota; Metazoa; Nematoda; Chromadorea; Rhabditida; Trichostrongylidae
Source: the annotation of a GenBank genome assembly